AUGAGCUACCUCGACAUCCUCGGCUCCCGCAUGCUUGUCAUGUUCUCGCCACCCAUCACCAAGUCGUCGCCACCCAUGCUCGAGCCCCCGUCGCCCCCGGGUUCCCCGACAUCGUCUACGUCGUCCCUCCUGGCAAUCUCCACUCCGCCCCCCGUGGCCGUGUCCCUCCUCUCCAUCGUGUACGAUGAUGCUCACUGCGCGCACUUUCUCGCCAACCACGUCCUCACCAGCGCGGCCGUUCACCCGGAGACGUACGACGUCCACGACGCCGAGACCCGUCUGAUGACCGCGGCCGCCGAGGUGCUCGUCUGGCAGGAGAUUUCCCGUGCCAAGUCGUUUGCGCGUGACCUCGGCCUUCUGUUCACUCGCUCCGAGUGUGUCUGUGAAGAGGAUCUCGUGGAACUCGCUGCCUCCCACGGUCUCGGUCUCGCCCCGGGAAACAAGCGUGUGCGUGCCAGCCGUGAGCAUGAGGAGCCCAACCAUUUCCAUGCGGACCAUGUCGACGCCACCGCCGGCCUCCUCGCGUGA
Messenger RNA from Apiotrichum porosum, 528 nucleotides. RefSeq lists its product as uncharacterized. The transcript has a single exon. The record is from RefSeq and is a predicted model, not a curated record. Bases 1 to 528 code for a protein of 175 amino acids. NCBI's taxonomy places the organism in Eukaryota, Fungi, Basidiomycota, Tremellomycetes, Trichosporonales, Trichosporonaceae.